Molecule: messenger RNA, 672 nt
Organism: Ustilago hordei
Lineage: Eukaryota; Fungi; Basidiomycota; Ustilaginomycetes; Ustilaginales; Ustilaginaceae
Exons: 2
Coding region: 1-672 (223 amino acids)
Source: RefSeq, a predicted model, not a curated record
AUGGCUAUUGCUACGACCCCUAACCCUUCGGGCCCUGUCCCGCCAGCAUCGUUCGACGUCACCUUCCCGGACCCCUCCAACUACUGGGUUGCAUGUGGCUGGAACAAUCUCACUUGGAAGAGCCUCACACCUCAAUCCCCUCCCUCUGCCUCCAACGUGGUGACUAUCAUGCUCACCAACUCGAAUAAGACUUUGCUCAACGACGACUUUGAGAUCGGCAACGCUCUUCAGGGUUCUCUCAACGCUGCUAUGGUUUACGUCCCUUGUAUUGCUCCCGCUUCCGGCUAUUCGCUGCUUUUUGUUAACUCGACCGACUAUGAUCACAAAGAGAACAAAGUAUUGUACAAGUCUCCUCAAUUCGUCAUCAAGCCUAAAGGCUCCGCUCCCGAUCCGGCCUCCGGUCAGACAGCUAUUCCUAGCCAGAUUCAGCCUUACCUUCAGACUCCAGGAAUUGUGCUGCCGCAGAACAAGACUGAUGGGGCCACCAACACAACUGCCAGCGGAAACAACACUAGCAGCGAUGCCUUGCCAAAGCUGGAUGCCUCUGGUUCUGGGUUUGGCAGCUUUACUCCUACUCAGCAUACCAACGGUGCAGCCCAGGCAGGCGUGUGGGGCGACUUCCUGUUCAUCUUGGUCAUCGCCGCGUUUACAGCUUUGGUUGUCAUUUCGUAG